Molecule: messenger RNA, 692 nt
Organism: Ananas comosus (pineapple)
Lineage: Eukaryota; Viridiplantae; Streptophyta; Magnoliopsida; Poales; Bromeliaceae
Product: SKP1-like protein 1B
Exons: 3
Coding region: 16-315 (99 amino acids)
Biological process (GO): SCF-dependent proteasomal ubiquitin-dependent protein catabolic process
Cellular component (GO): nucleus; cytoplasm
Molecular function (GO): cullin family protein binding
Source: RefSeq, a predicted model, not a curated record
UUUUGAAUUUAGUCUAUGAAUUGUAAAAGAGUUCGGAUCAAGUUCCACUUGACCGGAUACAAGAGGAUCUUCGAGGUGGACGAGGCGAUGGCGGUGGAGUCGCAGAGGAUCAAGUACGCGAUCGAGGACACUUGUGUCGAGGACGGGAUCCUGGUCUUCAACGUCAACGUCAACGCCAAGAUCCUCUCCAAGGUGAUCGAGUACUGCAAGAGGCACGCCGCUGCCAAGCCAUCCGCCGCCGCCGGCGGUAGCGGCGGCGCCGGCGCCGGAGACGACUCCACCUCCUCCUCCACGGCCGUCGAGGAGCUCAAGUAGUGGGACGACGAGUUCGUCGAGGUUGGCCAGGCCACCGUCUACAAGCUCAUGCGGGUUCGAAUCUCGCGCCCCCUUUGGCUGCAAACUGUCUUCAAAUAAAGGGACUGCGACGCCUGACCAUCCGAACUGUGGUUAACAUGGACAAGAUCUUCAACCCCGAGGAAGAGAAGUGGAGGCUCUUGGACCAUUUCUUCUUCUGACUAGCUCUUAUUACGAAGUUGAUGUUACUAUGUAACUUGUAAUAAUGUCGGUUGCAUGUAGCAGACCAUUGAUGGACUACCUACCGACCUCAUUUGGAUAAUAUUUCUCGUCGUCACUCUGUGAACUAUCUUCUAUUGAUGGUUAUCAAUGUGGGAUGUUUGCAUCGCAUUUCUACU